Messenger RNA from Apis florea (little honeybee), 1701 nucleotides. RefSeq lists its product as uncharacterized. Lineage: Eukaryota; Metazoa; Arthropoda; Insecta; Hymenoptera; Apidae. The record is from RefSeq and is a predicted model, not a curated record.
AAUCACAGACAUAAUUACAAAUGAACUAUAGAAUAGUAUCGAUAAGUAUACAAAGUGAAGAAUUAUAUUGUUGCUUAGUAACCCAUAAUAACAACUUUAAAUUUAUAUAUACGUGUACAUUACAGUGUUUUUCAUAUCAUUAUACAUUUCAUAAAAUAUAAAUUUGUUGUUUUCGUAUUAAUCAUUUAAAAUUUUUGUAAUAUUUUUUAAAUUAAUACACUAAGUAUAAGAUAAGAAAAAUUCAUAGGCAAGCAAAAUUGUUAUAAUUUUCAAGAAAUGACAAGAUGUAAUAAGAGUGAAGUUAAUCUUAAAAGCACUGUGUACAAUCAAAAUGGACAAAGUUAUUUUGAGCAAUUAACAGCGUACAAUUCUAUGAGUGCGCAUUUGCGACGCAUUUUACUAGCAAAAUGUGUUGUAGAUGCCAGAAACAAAACCUAUAUGCGUAAAAAAAAGCAAGCAUGUAAACAAAUUGGCUGGAAACCAAAAUGUGCAAAAACAGAUAUUACAAACAAUAUGAUUGAUAAGUUGGCAUAUGAUACUUCAUAUCAUCCAGCGGAUUUUUUAAGAAUGAAUAAUGGUUCAAAGUAUUUUUGCCAGUGUCAAGCACAAAAAUAUUUUACUACUUGUUACGAUUGUAAUGCAAUCUGUUCAAAACCAAAAUUACGUAAUCACUUAGCUUGUAUUAAUUCUCCGAUAUAUAAAAUAAAUACUUCAGAGCCACUUUUAUCAAAUAAUAGCAAUGUAAGAAAACAAUGCACAGAAUCAAAUACUAAUUAUAGAAAAAUAUUUAAUCCUAUAAAUGCGAAAAACGCAUUGAAAUUUCAUAAUGAUAGAUAUGAAGAAAAUUCAAUACUAUGUGAAUCUUGUGGUUUUUUAUCACAAAACGUCAAUGAUAAUCUUUCAUCAGAAAUUUGCACAUCAAGAAAUGAUGAAAAUCCUGAUCAAUUUUAUGAUAAUUUAAUAGAUAAUCCAAAAAUCGAUGAAAAAGAUGAAGAAGAAAGAUACGCUAAACUUAUGUAUGAAAUUACACACGAAAUAAUAGUAAAUGGUCUAUACACUGAUAAUGAAUUAAACAAGAUAUUUAAGAAAUACAUCGAAAAAAACAAAAAAAUUUUAGAUAUGAAUCGAAUGUUGUACGAAAUUUAUCAAUUGAAACUUGCUUUGAAUAUAUCGGAUAAUUCAGAAGAAGAAGAUAUAAAUAAUGUUGCAUAUGCUCAGCAAUUAUUAAAUAUUAGCAAAGUUCGAUCACCAACACCACCGAAAGUUUUAAAUGAAGAUAGAGUAACUGAAAAAUUAAUGUGGUAUCAAAAAUUGGAUAAAGUCAAAAAUAAUUCAGUAGGCAAAAAAUCAGUCUUAUUAGUUGAUGCUAAUCCUGAAUUACGUGUAACUGAAAGAGAUGUCUUAACAUCAUUAAUAGAAGCUGAUAUUGAUCCUGAACAAGCUCGAAAAAUUUAUAAAAAUCUUUUCUUCAAAAGCAAAGAUAAUUUAUUGAUUGAUUCGAAAACCAUACAGGAUUCGAAUAAUGAAUAUGAAAUAGAAAAAAGCAAUCAAUUUAAUUUCGAUUUAAUAGAAUCAUAUAAGUUCGGAACGAAAAUCGAAAAAGAUGAAAAUCAAUUAAAAAAUGAAAAUUCAAAUAAUAAAUAUAGAAUGGAAGAAAACGAACAAUUUAAUUCCAAUUUUACAGAAUAUGAGGUAAAUUAA